CGCACACUUCCUUUACAAACAGACAUUUUUGCAAUACCAGUUGACGGGGAACGGUGCAGUGUCUAACUGUGUCAACGAAAACUGGCCACCUAAGGAUUAUCUGUUGUUCUAACAAGACAUUGUUAAGGAAUCAAAAUGUUCUACACAUGUGGACCAAAUGAAGCCAUGGUAGUGUCUGGCUUCGGCCGUUCGCCUCCUCUAAUGAUCGCUGGUGGAAGAGUGUUUGUCUUCCCAUGUAUUCAGCAGAUCCAGAGAAUCACACUGAACACCCUGACGCUAAAUGUGAAGAGUGACAAAGUCUACACCCGACAUGGCGUACCAAUCUCCGUUACUGGGAUUGCACAGGUGAAGAUCCAGGGCCAAAACAAGGAGAUGCUGGCCACCGCCUGCCAAAUGUUUAUGGGCAAAUCUGAGGCUGAGAUUGCCCAGAUUGCACUGGAAACACUAGAGGGACACCAGAGAGCCAUCAUUGCCCAUUUGACUGUGGAGGAGAUCUACCAGGACCGUAAGAAGUUCUCUGAGCAGGUCUUCAAGGUGGCAUCCUCUGACCUGGUCAACAUGGGGAUCGGUGUUGUCAGCUACACGCUCAAGGAUGUUCACGAUGAUCAGGACUAUCUUCACUCCCUGGGUAAAGCCAGAACAGCUCAGGUACAGAGAGAUGCCAGGAUUGGAGAGGCCCAGUAUAAGAGAGAUGCUGUCAUGAGGGAAGCCAAUGCCAUGCAAGAGAAAGUUUCGGCUCAGUACAAGAAUGAGAUUGAGAUGGCCAAAGCCCAAAGAGACUACGAGCUGAAGAAGGCUGCCUAUGAUGUUGAGGUCAACACCAAGAAGGCGGAGUCAGAAAUGGCCUAUCAGCUACAGGUUGCCAAAACAAAACAACGCAUUGAGGAUGAAAAGAUGCAGGUUCAGGUGGUGGAGCGAACCCAGCAGAUCACACUGCAGGAGCAGGAAAUUGUCCGCAAGGAGAAGGAGCUGGAGGCUAAAAUUAAGAAGCCUGCAGAAGCAGAGAAAUACCGUCUGGAGAGACUGGCUGAGGCUCAGCGCCUGCAGCUCAUCAUGGAGGCUGAGGCUGAGGCCGAGUCCAUCAGAAUGAGAGGUGAGGCUGAGGCUUUUGCUCUGGAGGCUAAGGGUCGUGCCGAGGCAGAGCAGAUGGCCAAGAAGGCAGAGGCCUUCAAGGAGUACAAAGAUGGAGCUAUGGUGGACAUGCUGCUGGAGAAACUGCCACUGAUGGCAGAGGAGAUCAGCAAGCCACUCUCAGCUGCCCACAAGGUCACGAUGGUGUCCAGCGGCAGCUCAGAGGUUGGGGCUGCCAAACUUGCCGGUGAGGUGCUAGAUAUCAUGACCAGGCUGCCCAACGCUGUGGAGAAGCUCACUGGAAUCGACAUCUCUCAGGCUGCAGAAAAGACGGUGCGUUAAAAGAUCUGGAAGGAAGUAAUCAGAAGUGUCGACAAUAUUCAGACCAGGAGCUCCAAAGUCUCCUCCUCGUGCCUAUAAACCACUGUAACCACUCAGCAACGUCAUAGUCUUGUCUGACUGUGUGCAUGUUUCACUUGUGUGUCUCUUCUGCUGGUUUCUGCUCCAUUUCAAAGGGAUUUUUGGUUCCUCUUCACAAAGUUUCUUUUGAAAUUCCUCGUCUGGCCGGUUGUGUUUUCUGCCAUGGAUGAUAAUAGAAAGCAGUGAGGGAUAUCAUAUUAUUACUGACACUAGUUUAAGCACCAGGCCAUAAAAAACUGAUUUUUUAUGUAACUGCUAUCAGACUUAGUUUUCCUGUGUGGGUCAAAUUCAUCUUUUUUUACUCAUUGCUUUUAAGCAUAUGAAAGUUUUUUGUACCUUCCAUUCAUUAAAGGGUGCUGAUCUAUUUCGUCACAGCAUCAGCUGUUAGCUUUGUGUGGGCAUAUUGUUGCUUUUAUUGUACUUAUAACCUAUUUACUACUAACAGUGCACUCAACCAGUAUAAAGAGGCAAUGUUUGGAUUUUGCUAGAUUACUCCAAAUGUCUCCAUGCAGCAAUUGUUCAUGCUACUGCACAGUUAGUCAAAUUAGUUGCACUGCAAGGCAGAGGGUUUCUUUGUGAUUUAAAAUGAAGGGGAAGGAAGUGGUUGAUGGGAACAAGGCUACAGGGUUUCCUGUUGAAAGCAGUAAAAGUUUGUAGUGAAAUAUGUUGACUGUUGGCUCUGCUGCAGUAUCAUCUGAAGUCUCGGUCUAUGUAUUGUUAAAGUCAUAUAUAUAUAUCACUAACUAGCCAACUAACAACCUGACUAACCAGCAUGCUGCUUUAAUGUGCUCGCUGCACAGAGUUUAAGCUGUCAUGAGAGGUAUUGUAGUGUGAUAUUUGCCGUCUUUUUCUGAUUCGUUUCUCUGAGUUUUCACUCUAAGCUGAUGACGAGUGUCAUAGAUUUUGGCUGAUUUAAGCUUUUGCAGUAAUGACAGGUUUUAUCUCUUUCAUUUUUUUGAUACUUUUGACUUUGAAUCAAAACUUUUCCAACUGCUGAGCCUUAUGCAUUUUGUUAUCGCCAAGUGCCUGGUUAAAACUCUUUAAAGUGUAGUUCAGUUGACCUCUUGAUAAACCUACUAAACCUCUCUGUCAGGUAAAACUUCCUCAUAUGCAACCUCUCAGAAGCCAGGUACCGUCACUUAGGACGACUGUAGAUGAAAGCCAAACCAGUCUCUACUUCUUUUUUAUGCUUCUUUUUACUAAUCUCUUGCAUAUCUUAAACUUGUGCUGUUGCAUGCCUAUCCUCUAAGCUGGCAAAGCAAUUUUUAUAUAGUGUGUAAGUUGUAUACUAGUGUCAGAUAUUCAAGAUUUAUCAAUAGUGAAAUGAUCUGUAGACAAUAAAAGAUGAUGUAAUCACUA
Cheilinus undulatus (humphead wrasse) is the source of this 2850-nucleotide messenger RNA. RefSeq names its product flotillin 1b (gene flot1b). The record is from RefSeq and is a predicted model, not a curated record. The coding region runs from base 136 to 1413 and encodes 425 amino acids. The transcript has 13 exons. Gene Ontology annotation, biological process: regulation of receptor internalization; positive regulation of cell-cell adhesion mediated by cadherin; positive regulation of endocytosis. NCBI's taxonomy places the organism in Eukaryota, Metazoa, Chordata, Actinopteri, Labriformes, Labridae. Gene Ontology annotation, cellular component: plasma membrane.